AUGCAAGUCUUUGUCAAGUCUCUUCAGGGUAACACUCUUGCCCUUGAUGUCUCUUCCAACUCUUCUGUUGCUGUUGUCAAGUCCAUGAUCCAAGAGCGUGAGGGUCUCUCUGCCGAUGCUCAACUCUUGUCCUUUGCUGGUAAGCCCCUUGUUGAUGGUGAGCUCUCUGCUUAUGGUAUUGGUAACAACAACACCUUGAACUUGAACGCUGAAUUGUUGGGUGGUGGUAAGAAGAGAAAGAAGAAGACCUACACUACUCCCAAGAAGAUCAAGCACAAGCGUACCAAGGUCAAGUUGGCUAUCUUGAAGAUGUACAAGGUCGAUGAAUCUGGCAAGAUUACUCGUCUCCGUCGUGAGUGUCCUAACGCCACUUGCGGUGCUGGUGUCUUCAUGGCCAAGCACAAGGAUCGUCAAUACUGUGGUAAAUGCCAUUUGACCUACGUCUUCCAGAAGGACGAAAGCGCUUAA
Molecule: messenger RNA, 468 nt
Organism: Mucor velutinosus
Lineage: Eukaryota; Fungi; Mucoromycota; Mucoromycetes; Mucorales; Mucoraceae
Exons: 1
Coding region: 1-468 (155 amino acids)
Biological process (GO): translation; protein ubiquitination; modification-dependent protein catabolic process
Cellular component (GO): ribosome; nucleus; cytoplasm
Molecular function (GO): ubiquitin protein ligase binding; protein tag activity; structural constituent of ribosome
Source: RefSeq, a predicted model, not a curated record